This is a messenger RNA of Ilex paraguariensis (yerba mate), 276 nucleotides long. NCBI's taxonomy places the organism in Eukaryota, Viridiplantae, Streptophyta, Magnoliopsida, Aquifoliales, Aquifoliaceae. The record is from the annotation of a GenBank genome assembly.
AGCAAGAUGAAGAAGCUCUUCUUUGCCACUAUGUUACUCCUUGCUCUUCUCCUUGGCACUUCUUUCAUUGAAUCCUCCAUGGCCAAGUCAGUGUUUUGUGAUCGAAAGUGCAAAGCAAGGUGCAAGAAGGCUGGGGUGAUGGAUCGAUGCUUGACAUACUGUGGAAUAUGCUGUUCAAAGUGCAAGUGUGUUCCUUCUGGGACUUAUGGGAACAAGCAUCAAUGCCCUUGCUAUAGAGACAUGAGGAACUCCAAGGGCAAGCCCAAGUGCCCUUGA